Cuscuta campestris is the source of this 634-nucleotide messenger RNA. The record is from the annotation of a GenBank genome assembly. Lineage: Eukaryota; Viridiplantae; Streptophyta; Magnoliopsida; Solanales; Convolvulaceae.
AAUUUUUCUUCCCAACCAAACAAAAUUUACUCCGUGCAAAAACAAGAAAACGGAGAUCGGACGCCGUUCAAAGAUUCGGUCCGAUUUUCUCUCCUUCGCCGUCUCAUCCAGCAGCGCAAGGUGCGCCACUGCCACCAUUGACGGCCGUCGCCGGAAACCCAGUGCUCAACAUUGGCUGGGAUUCAAGUUUUGCCUGUCCCGCGAGAAAAUCAAAUGGAAAAAGAAGCAAAGAAAGAAGCUUUUAGAAAGUAUCUGGAGACGAGCGGAGCUCUUGAUAGUUUGACAAAAGUUCUUGUUGCACUGUAUGAGCAGAAUGACAAGCCGUCUUCUGCAAUCGAUUUCAUCCAGCAAAAGCUGGGUGGGCCAACGGUGUCGGAUUAUGAGCAAAUACAAGCUGAACUCUCGGAUUUGCAUAUCAAGUAUAAUGAACUUCUAGCAGCACACCAGGAAAAAUGCAAAGAGUUGGAAGAACUGAAAAGGCCUCAUGCCGAAGAAGCUGCCGAGGAGGAGGCAGAUGAUUGUCACGAUGCGGAAAUGUCUACUUCAGGUGUAUAAACAUCUUCUUGUAGUAAAGAAGUGUCUGAAGAAGAAGAAGAAACUUUUGUGCCUUGAAGAAGAAACGUUUGUGCCCUGA